Messenger RNA from Acanthosepion pharaonis, 915 nucleotides. The record is from the annotation of a GenBank genome assembly. NCBI's taxonomy places the organism in Eukaryota, Metazoa, Mollusca, Cephalopoda, Sepiida, Sepiidae.
AUGACUUCCCUUUCUGCCAUUUCUUAUUAUAUUCUCUUUGCUCUUUCACGCUGUUCAUUUUCUGUUGUUGAUUAUCUCCCUUUUCCUUUUCCUUUUCUUCUUUCUCUUCUAAUUAUUUCCCUUUAUUUUUUCUCUCUCUCCUUCAUUCCUCUUUACAUUCGUCUUCUAUCUUUUAUUUCUUUUCUCUCUAUUUUUCUUCCGUAUUCUCCCACAUCUUCCUUUUCUUUUCUUUCACUUCAUUUGCGUUCGAACCUCGUCUUUUUCUCUUCCUAUUUAACGUUUAUCCUUUCACCGGACAUCUCUCAUAUUUAUAACGCUUUCUCUCUCUCUCUCUCUCUCUCUCUCUCUCUCUCUCUCUCACUUUUUUUUUAUAUCGAUUUUCAUCUUUCUUUCCCCUUUCCUACUCUCUUUCUCUUAUUAGGUUGCAUCUCUCCUCAUUCUUCUCUCACCCUCUUUUCUAAAAUAUUUGUCUGCUGCUUCUCUUCGUUUUGUGAUAUAUUUCUUUCCUUCAUUUCUUCUUUUUCUCUCCGUUUGUUUCAUGGACAAAUGUCAUUUUUUUUUUACAUGAGUUUUUUCUUUUUUCUUUUCCCACUCGAUUGUCUCUCGCUUUUCCGCAUUGCAUUCCUCAUUCUUUGCUGUUACUCUCUAUUAUUUCUUAUUCCUUUCUUUUUCCAGGAUUUUUGUAUUCUUUUUGUAUCUCCUCUCUCACUUUUUCAUUUUUGGCGGUUUUUUCUUUUUUCUUUCUUUCUUUCUUUCUUUCUUUCUUUCUUUCUUUCUUUCUUCAUAUUUAAUUUUUCUUUAAUAUUUUUCCUUUUUCCUUUCUUUUUCUUUCUUUCUUUCUUUCUUUCUUUUUUUCUUUCUUUCUUCACUUCGUUCUAUUUACUUUUCUUCCUGUUUUCUUCUUUUCCUACUUAA